AUGUAUCAUCUCGUCGGCUCCCGUCUAAAGCUGAGGCUGGACAGUCAGAUGGAGAAAGGUUCCUUCAUCAACUCUCAGCUUGCAGCACACUAUCUCGCUGACUCCUCUACAUCCUCCUUGAUUGUCACCAACCCUGAUGUACUACGUAACUCUGGUUCCAUGAUCCUACAACAUCUACAGAACAUCACACCAGGACUUGCGAUUGGAAUGGAGUGUGCUGUCAUGUACAACAUCGCCCGUCGUAAGUCUAUGGAAACUACAAAUUUGCUCUCUCAACUUUCGUUAAUGGGUAGGUACUCCACCCCACUUUCCGCUUGGAGCAUUAUUCUAAGCAAGAACAACGUACUUCUCAACUGCUACAAGAAAGCUAGUGAACAAAUUGAGUUUGGAAUGGAGAUUAACUCUAAUCUCAGAUCCACAGUGUUCCAAACUGUGGGAACUUUAGGUUUCAAGGUUACUCUACCCGACCGUGGAGUUAUACUCAGAGGCAGUGUCGAUACCAAUACUAAUGUCGCCUCCGUUUAUCAGAAAAGAAUCUGUAACACUCCGUUUGCCAUAUUGAAUUUGUUUGGUAUCUAG
Macrosteles quadrilineatus (aster leafhopper) is the source of this 579-nucleotide messenger RNA. RefSeq names its product mitochondrial import receptor subunit TOM40 homolog 1-like. The transcript has 2 exons. Lineage: Eukaryota; Metazoa; Arthropoda; Insecta; Hemiptera; Cicadellidae. Gene Ontology annotation, molecular function: transmembrane protein transporter activity. The record is from RefSeq and is a predicted model, not a curated record. Bases 1 to 579 code for a protein of 192 amino acids. Gene Ontology annotation, biological process: protein import into mitochondrial matrix. Gene Ontology annotation, cellular component: mitochondrial outer membrane translocase complex; mitochondrial outer membrane.